AGACGAUCAGAAUUUCGAUGGUGAUCCCGAAAUAGGCCCUAAAUGGCAUUUGGUGCAUUGCACAAGAGUGUGGAAAAUACUAUGAAAAGUAUACUAUUUGCAGGGAAAGAGCAACGUUGCUUUUCAGCACUGGUCAUCGUUAAUUCAUCAAAACGAUAUCAAAAUUCAAAAAUUUCGGUUAAGGAAAAAUCUAAAUUAUACUUUAUAAAUGAUGUCCAUUUUGUGGAUGCGCCGGCUGUUGACAAGUUUGGAUGGAUUUGGCAACCAGUUGAUACGUCCAGCCUCUUCAUUUAACAAAGUGAUGAAGCCGCUGGACUGUUUCAAGCCAAAGCCUUCGCUUAAGAUAACCGUGGUUGGAUCGGGCCAGGUCGGAGCGGCAGUUGCAGCAUUUCUUUUGGCGCGUAACCUUACCAAGCAUCUGGUGAUCCUUGAUGUGAAAUACGACUUGGCCACGGCGGAAGCGUUGGAUUUCUCACAUGGGUCUGCCUUCUUGGGCAAUCCGAUUGUCGAAGCCUGUGGUGAUGGAAAUCGUACCAAGAAUUCGGAUGUUAUCAUUAUUACAGCGGGAGCGAGGCCAUCAGGCAAAACCCGAUCUCGUCUGGACGUUAUGCAUAAAACGGUUGUGAUUCUGAAGUCUGUAGUACCCAAGCUGGUCGAAUUGAGUCCCAAGGCGAUUUUCAUUAUCAUCUGCAAUCCAGCCGAUGUUAUGACCUUUGCUGUGCAGCGCAUCGGAAACCUGGAGAAGCAUCGUUGCUUCACUACCGGCUGCCACCUGGACACUGCCCGCUUUCGCUACCUAAUCGCGAAGCGUCUUAAGGUUCCCACAUCGGCAGUCAACGCCUAUAUAAUAGGAGAGCAUGGUAGUAGUGCUGUGCCCGUUUGGUCUAGUGUCACGGUAGGUGGGAUUCGACUGAGCGACGUCGUGAAGGAUUUGGGCACGGACAAGGACCAGGAGAAGUGGUCCGAUCUCAUGGAUGGCAUCCUCAAUGCAGGUGUGCACGUUAGUAAGGCCAAGGGCUAUACUAACUGGGCCGUGGGGCUGACUGCCUCAGAUGUUGUCAAAUGCAUGGUGGAGAAUACCGGUCAAGUCUGUUGCGUGGGGACAGAUGUGAAGGGACUCUACGGUCUAAAGGACAGUGUGGUACUCUCUGUACCUUGUCGAGUCACGGCCAGCGGAAUUAGCCACAUUUUGGAGCUGCCACUAAACGAAGAUGAGCGUAAAAAGUUGUUGAAAUCUGCUGAUACUCUGCUGGAGGCCCAGUGCUCGUUGAAAUGGUGAUUCUCGAUUCCGCCCUUUGCGAUCAUCAUCCCAUGAAGCAGAAAUAGAACAGAAAAGAAACUGUGAGAUAACAGAACGAGAAGUAAACAAAUAAACAGCUCUCCCAAGCAUUCCAAAGCGUGAGAGGAGAGAGGGAAAGAACUCACUUGCCAUUGCCCUUUCCAUUUUCCAGCGACGUCACAGCGAUAAGAAUGAGAGAGCAAGCGAGACGACCACAGAGUUACAGCUGUAAAAGUGCAGCAAUCACUUGACCAUACCAUACCGCACGCCCGCGGCUACUCGUUCACGUUUCUGAUGCCCUGUGCCCAGACAUCUGAUAUUUUUGUAAUUUCCAUCAAAAUUAUGAUUAAUUUCUCGUGCCAAA
This is a messenger RNA of Drosophila pseudoobscura, 1643 nucleotides long. Its product is annotated as L-lactate dehydrogenase B chain. Gene Ontology annotation, molecular function: L-lactate dehydrogenase (NAD+) activity. Gene Ontology annotation, biological process: lactate metabolic process; pyruvate metabolic process. The transcript has a single exon. The record is from RefSeq and is a predicted model, not a curated record. The coding region runs from base 209 to 1279 and encodes 356 amino acids. Lineage: Eukaryota; Metazoa; Arthropoda; Insecta; Diptera; Drosophilidae.